AUGGCUGCAGGUCGAGCUUCCUUUCUUGCUGCUGUUGCUGUUUUCUCCAUGCUGAUUAUGUCGUCCCUGGGGAAUCCGAAGCCUUUAUGCAGUGACUGUGGGACGUUGUGCAGUACCAACUGCAACGCGGAGGCUAACACCUCCUGCAACACCAGCGGUAACUGUUACAACCCUCGGGCGGACUGCCAGAAGCAGGUUUUCGAUGGCUGCACCAGAGAUGGUUUCUGCUGCAGCAGCAACGGCACCUGCACUUGUGACUGCAACACCGUAGCUCAAGAACGUUGCAGCAGCGUUACCGACGGCUCUGUACGUUGUGAUUCUUGCAAGCGUGCCAUGUUCGACCAGUGCUAUCCCACCUGUGUCAGUGACUGCAACACCAAGUGCAAGAAAAAAGGGUGCGACGCAUAG
Triticum turgidum subsp. durum (durum wheat) is the source of this 408-nucleotide messenger RNA. Lineage: Eukaryota; Viridiplantae; Streptophyta; Magnoliopsida; Poales; Poaceae. The record is from the annotation of a GenBank genome assembly.